UGGUAGCGCGGGGAAUUUCGAGUGGGACUGGAGUGCGGGAGGCUAGUGGGUGGUGGACCCCCCAUCCUCCUUAGGGGAGACCAUGGACUCACUAGUCGAGCCUCGGUGGCCUCCAGGUCUGGCAGUCAUGAAGACGGUAGAUGAUUUGUUGCGGUGUGGAAUUUGCUUUGAAUAUUUCAACAUUGCAAUGAUGAUUCCUCAGUGUUCACAUAACUACUGUUCUCUCUGUAUAAGAAAAUUUUUGUCCUAUAAAACACAAUGUCCAACUUGUUGUGUGACAGUCACAGAGCCAGACCUGAAAAAUAACCGCAUAUUAGAUGAACUGGUAAAAAGCUUGAAUUUUGCACGGAAUCAUUUGUUGCAGUUUGCCUUAGAGCCGUCACCCGUUUCUCCUGCUUCCUCCUCUUCAAAGAACCUCGCUGCCAAAGUACACACUCCUGCAGCCUUUAGACAGUCUUUAAAGCAAGGAAACAGAUUAAUGGAGAAUUUCUUGAUCAGAGAAACUGGUAGUUCUACUUCAGAGUUGUUAAUAAAAGAGAAUGAAAGCAAAUUCAGCCCUCAAAAAGAUGUGAGCACUUCUGCAAAGACCAGAGAGACACCUUCUGUAGAAAACUCAGCUCCAGACAUCGCAGAUGCUAAUGUGCUUGAGGUACCCUCCACAUCAACUUUGAAACAAGUUACUAAAGUGGAUUGUCCUGUUUGCGGGGUUAGUGUUUCAGAACAUCACAUUAAUAAGCACUUAGACACCUGUUUAUCACGUGAAGAGAAGAAGGAAAGCCUCAGAAGUUCUGUUCACAAAAGGAAGCCGCUGCCCAAAACUGUAUAUAACUUGCUCUCAGACCGCGAUUUAAAGAAAAAGCUAAAACAGCAUGGAUUAUCUAUUCAAGGAAAUAAGCAACAGCUCAUUAAAAGGCACCAGGAAUUUGUACAUAUGUACAAUGCCCAGUGCGAUGCUCUGCAUCCUAAAUCAGCUGCUGAAAUAGUUCAAGAAAUUGAAAAUUUGGAGAAGACCAGGAUGCGUCUUGAAGCUAGUAAACUCAAUGAAAAUGUAAUGGUUUUUACGAAGGACCAAACAGAAAAGGAAAUAGAUGAAAUUCAUAGUAAUUAUCGUAAAAAGCAUCAGAAUGAAUUUCAGCUUCUGGUGGAUCAGGCCAAAAAAGGAUACAAUAAAGCUGUUGAAAUGUCAAAAAAAAAAAUAAAAAAAGAAGAUGAAUCUACAGAAAAACUAUUAUCUGUAUGCAUGGGACAGGAAGAUAAUCAAAUGAAAUUCUCAGAAAUGCCCUCAGUAACAAACCACUUCCCUCAAUCAAAGCAGGGCUCUCCAGGAAAAUUGGAGCCCGAUAGACCUGAUGAUUCUUCUAGUUGUACUGAGAGUCAAGAAGAAGCUCUUUCUUCACCAGAAUCAGCUUCAUGCAAUAGUUCCAGUUCAGACAUCAUAAGAGAUCUUCUAGAAGAAGAGGAAGCCUGGGAGGCAUCACAUAAAAACGAUCCUCAAGACACAGAAAUCAGUCCAGGACAGAAUCGUCGCCCAAGAUCAGUUGAAAGUGCUGAGAACGAGCCGACAAAUAAACGGAAUAGAAAUUAGUAUGGGCUUUGGCUGACUUUUCCAAUGCAGUGAUCAGAAUAUAUGGGACUUUGUUGCCAUAUAGAUUUUAUAUUCCUAAAUGCGCAAUUCAAGGUUUUAGAUUUUAAAUUCUAAAUAUUAUUUUUAACUGAUUUUCAUUCUUUUUUGACUUUCCGGAAAAAAAAAAGUUACAAAACAUCCUCACUUGUUCACUUAUCUCCUGCCUCUAAAACAGUUCUCUCUAAAAAUGCUGACUUUGCAUGUUCAGCAUCUUUGCAGAGUACACAGACUUUUUGGCAAAGGUGUUUUGUUUGGUUUUGUUUCUAGAUUUCAGAAUGUCCUUAAGCCAUUCUCCUCUUCCAUGGAGAAACCAACUUCAGAAAAGGACUCUUCAACCUUUCUACCACAAGGAGCAAUUGAGGAGUGAAGGACUCUUUAUUUCUGGAAAGGCAGGAUGUCCUAACUCCACCCUCGGAAUGUGUAAGCUCCUGAUGCCUGGAUGACAGCGUGGCCGGUACAGCAGUUAGGAGCUAGUUGUUACCCAAGUUUAAGGUAGUUGUUUGUUAGACCUGUGUCUUAAACAUUACUGGAGUAGGGUGUUAGUAUUGUAAUUUAAAGUCACAAACAAUAACUUGAAAACAUUGAGUGUAGUCUUUGGAAAUGGCACAUAAAAAUGAUGACUGUUGGUCUUUCUUUUCACUUGGGUAAAUCGAAUUUUUAGCACUUUGAU
Messenger RNA from Rhinolophus ferrumequinum (greater horseshoe bat), 2294 nucleotides. It is a transcript of the gene RAD18, whose product is annotated as RAD18 E3 ubiquitin protein ligase. Gene Ontology annotation, molecular function: single-stranded DNA binding; ubiquitin protein ligase activity. The coding region runs from base 83 to 1585 and encodes 500 amino acids. NCBI's taxonomy places the organism in Eukaryota, Metazoa, Chordata, Mammalia, Chiroptera, Rhinolophidae. The transcript is spliced from 13 exons. Gene Ontology annotation, cellular component: Rad6-Rad18 complex; nucleus. Gene Ontology annotation, biological process: DNA damage tolerance; protein monoubiquitination. The record is from RefSeq and is a predicted model, not a curated record.